Messenger RNA from Ruditapes philippinarum (Manila clam), 693 nucleotides. RefSeq names its product scavenger receptor class F member 1-like. The record is from RefSeq and is a predicted model, not a curated record. The transcript has a single exon. Bases 48 to 686 code for a protein of 212 amino acids. Gene Ontology annotation, molecular function: scavenger receptor activity. NCBI's taxonomy places the organism in Eukaryota, Metazoa, Mollusca, Bivalvia, Venerida, Veneridae.
CGGACGUUGCUUUUUCAGGACCAGGUUGUGCGAGAAGCUAUUGCACUAUGUCAACUGGCGAUUGUACUUAUUGUAAGAAUGGAUGGUACGGAUCAAAAUGCAGGCAACAAUGCAAGAAGUGUUUCGGUGCAUGCUCAAAAGAUUCUGGAAUAUGUACUCACUGUGUUUCAGGAUUUUGGGGACCAGAUUGCACAAAGGACUGUUUAGGGACGUGUGAAAUGUGUGGUAGAUAUGACGGGAAAUGUUUGGUGUGCCGGGACAAAUACUGGGGACCAAGCUGCUCAAGCCUCUGUGACUCCGAAAACUGCGAGAGAUGUGAUGUGAAUACAGGAAUAUGCAAAAAGUGUAAAGCAGGUUACUGGGGUAAGGAUUGUGAGAUACAAUGUAUCAAUUGUAUCGACAAAAAGUGUGAUAUAUCAUCUGGCUUAUGUGAAACGUGUCAGGAGGGGUAUGCAGGCAAAUAUUGCAACAUAAGAUGUGACACGUCUAGAUGUUCAAAUUGGUACUGCAAUAAAAGACAGGGAUUCGCCUGCUCCUCUUGUAAAUAUGGGUAUUGGGGAAACUAUUGUGAAAAGGAAUGUAUCGGAGAAAAUUGCGGACAAUGCAGUAAAUCUGAGGGGAUAUGUAUCACAUGCACUUACGGUUUUUGGGGAGAUUCCUGUGAGAAGAAAUGUCCAGUUAACUGAAGACAAA